Molecule: messenger RNA, 2010 nt
Organism: Plasmopara halstedii
Lineage: Eukaryota; Oomycota; Peronosporomycetes; Peronosporales; Peronosporaceae
Product: RxLR-like protein
Exons: 6
Coding region: 1-2010 (669 amino acids)
Biological process (GO): protein refolding; response to heat; DNA repair
Cellular component (GO): cytoplasm
Molecular function (GO): endonuclease activity; Hsp70 protein binding; ATP binding
Source: RefSeq, a predicted model, not a curated record
AUGACACGGAGUCCUUUGCUGUUACUGGCUCUACUAUCGCUCGUGACUUACGUGCAUGCUUUUAAUUUUGACUUUGGCUUCAAUGGACAUCAUCGCGAGCAUGAGCAUGAGCAUGAGCACGAGCAUGAGCAUGUUGACUUUUACGAGACGCUGGAAUUGACAAUGGAGGCUUCUGAGGCCCAAAUCAAAAAGGCUUACCGCAAAUUAAGCCUUAAGUAUCACCCGGACAAGAACAAAGGGGACGAAGAGGCCGAGAGUCGUUUUCAUGAGAUUUCACGCGCUUACGAGGUCCUUUCAGACCCACAGAAGCGCCAGGUUUACGAUUUGGAGGGCUUUGAAGGCCUUGAACGUGAUGAGAAGUCAGGUGGUCGUCCUUCCAGCCCGUUUGACGCCUUCUUUGGUGGGGGCGGAAAGCAACGCGGCCCUGAUGCCGCCGUGGAUGUGCGUGUGACGCUUGAAGAGCUCUACAACGGUGCUCAGAAGCAGGCUCAAUUUUCACGCAAUGUUAUUUGCCGCAAGUGCCGCGGUACUGGCGCGAAAGGAGGUAAGACUACGACAUGCAAGAAAUGUGGUGGGUCAGGACAUGUAUUGGUACAGCAAAAGAUGGGACCGGGAUUUUCUGUGCAAAUGCAGCAGCCGUGCCCUAAAUGCGGCGGUCGUGGCAAAACUUUCAAGAAAGCGUGUCCGUUUUGCAAUGGUAAUAAGGUUGUCAAGGAGGACAAAGUGCUGACUGCCGACAUUGAACGCGGAAUGCCGUCACAGCAUGAGAUUGUCUUCGAGCGCGAGAGCGAACAGCGCCCGGGAAUUGUGCCAGGAAACGUCAUUUUCCGCCUGCACCAAGUGCCUCACAGCCACUUUCGCCGCGCAGGUGAUGAUUUACAUUUCGAUCUCGCUAUUUCGCUGGAAGAGGCAUUGCUGGGCUACAGGAAACCUAUGAAGCAUCUUGAUGAUCGAACUGUGGUGCUAGCGAGUUCGGAGGUUACGAAGCCUUUCGAAGUCCGCACUGUAGAAGGUGAGGGCAUGCCUGUACACAAUUAUCCGUCCCAACAUGGCAACUUGCUUGUACACCAUGAGAUUCUGUUUCCCACGUUUCUGACUGAAGAACAAAAGAUGCUUGUGAAGAAGUUGCUGCCGGAAGAUCCUGUUACGGCUUGUAUUACAAGCUUUAAGAAAGUCCAUAUUAACGUCGACGCCAUGGACGAACAAUGGAGAACAAAACAACUUGAGCUUAAGCAGCGAUUGAUCGAAUCAGAUGUGGUACAGUGGCAGCUUCAUCCUCAUGUUGAUUGCGCUCCUCUGAUCGACAAGAGCAGCAGCUGUCGAAUGCUCCAAAGAUUGGCUGGAGUAGAUAUCAGUUUUCUUAAGGGAUCAAAUAAGCACGCGUGUGCUUCCAUCGUGGUGCUCGAAUUCCCGUCAAUGACGCUGCUAUAUGAAGCCUUCACGUAUGUGUCUUUACCAGCCCCGUACAUCGCCGGAUUCUUGGCAUUUCGAGAAGUACCAGCACUCUCAAAGCUCUUUAACGAUCUUUGCCGACGUUGUCCAGACCUGAUUCCAGACGUGACUUUAGUAGACGGCAACGGAGUCUUGCAUCCCCAAGGCUUUGGUCUUGCCUCUCACUUUGGUGUGCUCGAAGAUAUUGCAACAAUUGGUGUAAGCAAGACGCUUUUACAUGUCGAUGGUCUCACUAAAUCCGACGUGAAAGCAUCAAUGAACAAUGCACGGGAAAAAGGUCAAGACAUUGUCAAGCUUAGAGGAGAAUCUGGUAAAAUUUGGGGAGCUGCGCUAUGUUGUACAGCUGCGGUCAAAAAUCCCGUUUAUGUGUCGACCGGGCAUCAAUUAUCACUCGAUACUAGCGUCGCAAUCGUCCAAGCUUGUUCGUUGCAUCGCGUACCUGAACCAAUUCGUCAGGCCGAUUUGCGGUCACGGGAAGUAAUCAGGGAGUGGACGAACGCAAGUCGUGUCGACAUGUCGCUAGAUCGCUAUCAUGUGAAUGCACAUCUCGUACGCUAA